AUGUACAGUCAGGGACCCACAGAUAAACAACAACAACAACAACAAGACGGGUCCUUGAAGUUUCAAAAAGUUGUCCUCUGAUGAGGGGAGGGGAGGUUGUGGUUGUCAAAAACAACAGCAACAGGGCCUUGAAACCCGCUGGCAGCCAGCAUCGCAUAAUGCUUACUAACACAAUAGAAACGGGAGAACAGGAGAUAAUGUGAUGCACUUAUCAUUAGCUGUGAAUGGUGAAGUGAAACUCAGGUGUCUCUCUUGUCCAUUAAAGUAAUGACAGUAUUUCUUCUAUUGUGUAUCAGGGAAUAGUGACAUGAUAUCAGUGAUACUCAGUAGGACAAUGAGAUUUGUCCAAGGAAGAGCUUGCAGACCACAUAAUGAGAGAGAGAUACUGAGAUUGAGUAGCAUGACUGUCAUGUUCCAGCGUGCCUAGUCACCUUACCCCUAUACAUAUGUACCUAUAAUGAACCAGUAUCCCUUCACAUUGUAAAUAUGCUACUGGAACUGACCCUGUAUAUCAGGACUGCCCAAGAUUGUUCCUGGAGAGCUACCGUCCUGUAGGUUUUUGCUCCAACCCUAAUCUAGCACAACUGAUUCUAAUUAUUAGCAGGUUGAUAAGAUGAAUCAGGUUAGUAACACCUGGGGUUGGAGCGAAAACCUACAGGAGGAUAGCUCUCCAGGAACAUGCUUACUUAGUCAUGUUCUUCUCAUUUCUUAUUUUUAUAUCUUGUGUGUCUUUGUUCUACCUUGUUAUUUGUAAGUAAUACAUUGUUAUUGAUUACUGCAUUGCUGGGGUUAGAGCUUGGAAGAAAGACAUGUCACUGUACUUGUGCAUGUGACAUUAAAACUUGAAAGCAGGACUCAAUUUAACAGCACAUGAGAAGGUUUUGAAGAGUGGCACAUGUCAGGUGGUAGCCCUGGGCAAAGGUUUUUGCUGCGGUGGUUGGCAGAGUAAUGUGGAAUGACAGACAGCAGUUAGGAGAUCUUAGUAUGCAAAUGUAACAAGGGGGACGGGAAAGAACAGAUGAGGGAGGAGUGGAAAGAACUGAUGAAGGAGGAGUGGAAAGAACAGAUGAAGGAGGAGGGGAAAGAACAGAUGAAGGAGGAGUGGAAAGAACAGAUGAAGGAGAGUGGAAAGAACAGAUGAGGGAGGAGGGGAAAGAAAGAUGAAGGAGGAGUGGAAAGAAAGAUGAAGGAGGAGGGGGAAGAGGAGCUGCCACCAGGAUGUCUCACUGGAACACUGUGAUGUCACUGGGUUCAUACUGACAGCACGGCUCACCCCUUUAAAAACACAGGGAAUCACCUUAACAUACAGGGAAUCACACACACUGCACAGGAUGUCUCACUAGAUAUGAGAAUGGAAUAUUUUCAAGGACCAUCUUUAUAUUCUGUCUUCUCAAAUUAUUUAAAUCACUGAUAUUUCUUUAGAAGUCAUUAUACAGUCAACCAUUGAGAAUGAGAAAAGCUGAAUGAAUAGAAGAGUUGUAUUAACUUCCUGUGUGUUUCUUCCUGGUUUCCCUCCAGGGUCGUGUGGUGCGGGGAGCCUACAAGUUCCACGCCCCUCAUCACCACCUUUGAGAUGAUCCUGGGUGGCUGUCCCGAGCUCAACGCCAUCGAGUGGCGCUGCGUCAUCAUCGACGAGGCCCAUCGCCUCAAGAACAAGAACUGCAAGCUGCUAGAGGGCUUCAAGCUCAUGAAUCUGGUAUGUCCAAGUCACUGAGCAUACUGCAGGGCAGAACUGAACAAAGGGCAGAAAUGCAGCCAUUACAGCUUGAAUGUUUGAGAUCCUAGACCUAGUGUGUCUCAAAUCAGUAUCUUGUUUGUGUGUGGAGAGAAGCUGUGAAAAGUGCCCAUUUGGUAACUAAUACUGUACACCAAUCUGGUUGUCUCUUAAGAUUGUUUGUGAUUGAGGUCUCCCCUCUCUCUGUAGUUGUGUUCAGUUGAGGCACAGCUUGUAUGUUGGAGUUCCUAUGCUGUGUGUCUUGUAUUGUUUCUAACUCACAUCUCUCUCUUCCCUCUCCUCUAUCUCCAGGAACACAAAGUCCUUCUGACAGGGACCCCCCUCCAGAACACGGUAGAGGAGCUGUUCAGUCUGCUGCACUUCCUGGAGCCUCAACACUUCCCCUCAGAGAACACCUUCAUGCUGGAGUUUGGAGACCUUAAGACUGAGGAGCAGGUGAGGCUGUGUGAUUCUAUCAUGUGGUUGUUUGGUUCGUAUCAAGUGUGUCGGUGUCAGUGUGUGAGUGUUAUGUUGUUGGGUUCCUAUCAACAAAGUGUGUAUGUGAGAAAUACAGUGUGUUAUAUUUUUGUCUCUGCCUGUUUGCCUGUGUGUGAGUGUGUCCUUUACCCUCACUGAUCAUAAUGAAUAUGAUUAUUAAUACAGAAGCUAAUUUGUUUUCAUAUGGUAUCAGGGGACAAGUGUGUUUAUUUCCCCACUCACCCCUCCUGGUGUUUGAACAGUGUGUCAGUGUGUGUGGAGCUAAAGGUCCCGUUGGUACAGAUAGAACUCUGAAGGAGAAUAGAGCUCUCCAACUAGGUCAUGUGCACACACACACACACACACACACACACACUUCUGCUACUCACUGUUUAUUAUCUACGCAUAGUCACUUUACCCCUACCUACAUGUACCCCCUGUAUAUAGCCUCGUUAUUGUUAUUUUAUUGUGUUACUUUUUUUACUUUUAGUUUAUUUAGUAAAUAUUUUCUUAACUCUAUUUUCUUAAAACUACAUUGUUGGUUAAGGGCUUGUAAGUAAGCAUUUCACACCUGUUGUAUUUGGCGGAUGUGACAAAGAAAAUUUGAUUUGAUUUUGAUUUUUGAAAGACCUACAUAUGGUUGAUAUUAUGUCAAAAACCCUGUAGCAUUAUUCUUCUGUAAUUACAGUUAUUUGAGUACCCCUAUUAUCAACCCCAUGGACUUCAUUAGCCUAUUAUUUUAAUCAGUCAUCAUAUCUUCCUAUGGAGCUAUACACUGAGUGUACAAAACAUUAAGAACACAUUCCUAAUAUUGAGUUGCACCCCCCCUUUCCCCUCAGAAUAGCCUCAAUUCGUCUAGGCAUGGACUACAAGGUGUCGAAAGCAUUCCACCGGUAUGCUGGCCCAUGUUGACUCCAAUGCUUCCCACAGUUGUGUCAAGUUGGCUGGAUGUCCUUUGGGUGGUGGACAAUCUUUGAUACACACAGGAAACUGUUAAGCGUGAAAAACCCAGCAACGUUGCAGUUCUUGACACACUCAAACCGGUGCACCUGGCACCUACUACCAUACCCCGGUUUAAAGGCACUUCAAUCUUUUGUCUUGCCCUCUGAAGCAAUCACCAUGCCCAAUGUCUCUAGCUUAAAAUCCUUUAACCUGUCUCCCCUUCAAUCUACAUCCCAUCGGAAAGUUUCAACCUUGACUUUUUCACUUUUACAACAUGUGCUGAAGGAUUAGCAUGAAAAGGGUGACAUGGUUGCGUUCUGUACACUCAUCGUGCAACCUGUCACCACUACAUGUACCAACGUUAGAACACUUCAAUCUUUUGUCUGACCUCUGACAGUGGAACCAUAAACUCAUGCCUCAUAUGUCACCUUUUAAAUCCAAUUCAAUCAAUAAGCGCCUUCAGAAAGUAUUCAGACCCCUGGACUUUUUCCACAUUUUGUUACGUUACAGCCUUAUUCUAAAAUGGAUUAAAUUGUUUUUUCCCCUCAUCAAUCUACACACAAUACCCCAUAAUGACAAAGCAAAAACAGGUUUUUAGAUAUUUUUGCAAAUGUAUAAAAAAAGAAAAACUGAAAUAAUACAUUUACAUUAGUAUUCAGACCCUUUACUCAGUACUUUGUUGUAGCACAUUUGGCAGCGAUUACAGCCUCGAGUCUUCUUGGGUAUGACGCUACAAGCUUGGCACACCUGUAUUUGGGGAGUUUCUCCCAUUCUUCUCUGCAGAUCCUCUCAAGCUCUGUCAGGUUGGAUGAGGAGCGUUGCUGCACAGCUAUUUUCAGGUCUCUCCAGAGAUGUUCGGGCUCUGGCUGACUUGUCCCGAAGCCACUCCUGCGUUGUCUUGGCUGUGUGCUUAGGGUCGUUGUCUUGUUGCUUCGCCCCAAUCUGAGGUCCUGAGCGCUGUGGAGCAGGUUUUCAUCAAGGAUCUCUCUGUACUUUGCUCCGUUCAUGUUUGCGUCAAUCCUGACUAGUCUCCCAGUCUCUGCCGCUGAAAAACAUCCCCACAGCAUGAUGCUGCCACCACCAUGCUUCAUCGUAGGGAUGGUGCCUGGUUUCCUCCAGACGUGACGCUUGGCAUUCAGGCCAAAUAGUUCAAUCUUGGUUUCAUCAGACCAGAUCAUCUUGUUUCUCAUGAUCUGAGAGUCUUUAGGUGCCUUUUGGCAAACUCCAAGCGGGCUGUCAUGUGCCUUUUACUGAGGAGUGGCUUCUGUCUGGCCACUCUACCAUAAAGGCCUGAUUGGUGGAGUGCUGCAGAGAUGAUUGUCCUUCUGGAAGGUUCUCCCAUCUCCACAGAGGAACUAUAGAGCUCUGUCAGUGACCAUCGGGUUCUUGGUCACCUCCCUGACCAAGGCCCUUCUCCUCUGAUUGCUCAGUUUGGCCGAGCGGCCAGCUCUAGGAAGAGUCUUGGUGGUUUCAAACUUCUUCCAUUUAAGAAUGAUGGAGGCCACUGUGUUCUUUGGGACCUUCAAUGCUGAAAACAUUGUUUGGUACCCUUCCCCAGAUCUGUGCCUCGACAGAAUCAUGUCUCAGAGCUCUACAGACAAUUCCUUCGACCUCAUGGCUUGGGUUUUGCUCUAACAUGCACUGUCAACUGUGGGACCUUAUAUAGACAGGUGUAUGCCUUUCCAAAUCAUGUCCAAUCAAUUAAUUUACCACAGGUUGACUCCAAUCAAGUUGUAGAAACAUCUCAAGGAUGAUCAAUGGAAACAGGAUGUACCUGAGCUCAAUUUCGAGUCUCAUAGCAAAGGGUCUGAAUACUUAUGUAAAUAAGGUAUUUGUUUUUUCGUUGUCUUUAUACAUUUGCAGAAAAUUCAGAAAACCUGUUUCCGCUUUUUCAUUAUGGGGUAUUGUGUGUAGAUUGCUGAAGGAAAUAAGUAUUUAAUCAAUUUUAGAAUAAGGCUGUAACGUAACAAAAUGUGGAAAAAGUCCAGGGGUCUGAAUACUUUCUGAAGGCGCUUAUUGAUUGAAUUGGAUUUAAAAGGUGACAUCAAUAAGGGAUCGUAGGUUUCACCUGGAUUCACCUAGUCAGUCUAUGUCAUGGAAAAAGCAGGUGUUCCUAAUGUUUGGUACACUCAGUGUGUUGUACUGGUUUGACAAUCAUAGUACCACUGAACGCCCCAUUGUCAACCCCUCUUAAUCAUGCGAAUCCUUCAGCACCUCUGUUUAAAAUCGUGUGCGUGUGUGUGCAUGAAAGUGUGCAUUCAGUUCGACUCUCCAUGUUAACCUGUAUCUUCCAUCUCUCUGUAUCGGUCUCUCUGUGUGUCAGGUCAAAAAGCUUAACAUAUUACUGUAUCUGUAUGUAUGUGUGUGUGCGUGCGUAUGCAUGUCUCCAUAUAUGAACCUGUAUAUCUCUGUCUCUCUCAGGUCCAGAAGUUGCAGGCCAUCCUGAAGCCCAUGAUGCUGCGUCGUCUUAAGGAGGACGUGGAGAAGAAGCUGGCUCCUAAGGAGGAAACCAUCAUUGAGGUGUGUAUGUGCGUUGUGUGUGUAUGUGUAUGCAUUAGAUUGAUGAGUGUGUUUGCGGUUUUUUUUGUCUUAGUUUUGCUGACUGUUGUUUGAAUGUUUCUAUAUAAUGUGGUCAGGUGGAGCUGACCAACAUCCAGAAGAAGUACUACAGAGCCAUCCUAGAGAAGAACUUCUCCUUCCUGUCUAAAGGAGUCGGCCAGGCCAACGUCCCCAACCUGGUCAACACCAUGAUGGAGCUGAGGAAGUGUUGCAACCACCCCUACCUCAUCAAAGGUACUGAACACACCACUACCUGACCCUGACUCUGACCCCUACCUAACCCUAACCCUGACCACUACCUGACCCUGACCCCUACCUAACCCUUACUGUACCCAGGGUUGGGGUCAAUACCAUUUAAAUUCCAAUCAAUUCAGAAAGUAAACCAAAUUCCCCAUUUUCCCCAUUGAAAAGCAUUGAAGAGAAUUGGAAUUGGAAUGUCAGUGUACUUCCUUAUUUGACUGGAAUUUUUAUGGAAUUGCCCCAAGCCUGACUGUAACUCAACCUGGUCAACACCAUGAUGGAGCUGAGAAGGUGCUGUAACCAGCCUUACCUCAUCAGAUGUAUUAACAGUAAUAUUGCUACAAUCCAGGUUGUGGAACGCUGUAUGUAGCCUCAUGUUAUAUGGAUGGACAGUGUAUGCCAUAUGGGGAAGGCUGAUUUGGGUAAUUCCCACCCAUACAGGUAGUAAAGAGCUUUAUAACAGCCUCGGGGCAGAAUGAAAACCACUGAGUCAGAGAUAUCCUCAUUCCUCACUAUCUUUCCCUCUGUCUCUGUGUCACGGCUGUCAGUGAGAUGCCGUUGAAGAAGUCAGGCGCAGGACACAGAACUCUCGGACACGUACUUUAAUCCCAUACCGAAAAGAUGAACACAGAAUAACUCCACGCAGGGAGGAAAUAACCCACUCACAAAUGACAUACGUGAAGGGAAACAAUCACACACAAGAUCCCGAUGAGAGACAGGGGUAAUUAUAGGGCAACAAUCAAACAUAAUGACGAACAGGUGUAAACAAUACAGACAAAACUAGACAGACACCGAUAACAUCGAACGGCAGCAGCUAGUACUCCGGGGACGACGAACGCCGAAGCCUGCCCGAGCAAGGAGGAGGAGCAGCCUCGGCAGAAUCCGUGACACUCUGUCUGUUUGUCUCACCCACCCACCUGCUCUCCUCCUCCCUCCAUCUCUUCAUCAUACUCCCCUGUUUCUCCUAGCUGUGUCAGAACUCCUAGAACAGAGAAAGCAGGCCAGGAGGUUGAGGCUCUGAAACAGAUGCCGGACUAACUUCACCUCUCCAUGUCCCUUUCCCUCCAUCCCUCUGUUCAUCCCUCUAUCUAUUUUCACAUCCCCCCUGCCAAAAGCUGCUGUGUUGGCCCAUUGCUCUUCCUCUCCUUCCUCCUAUGUCACCGCUGUACUUCUGCUCUGGUUCAUCUGGUUUGGCAAAUUGCUCUCGUACAAGGCCAGCCUAGUGGACCUUUGGCCUGUGGUUUGACAGCUGUUUCUGUAUGUGUACUUGAGUGUGUGCUUGUGCGUGUGUGUGUGUGUGUGUGACUGUGUAUCCGUUUUAAUGAGGGCUAGGACAACUAAAGGAUCAGCUCUAGAGUUGAUAAACUGCCAAACUGAAAUAUUAAGGUUUUCUAAUAUCCAGUAGUUUUUAGUAUAAAAAAAAAAAAAAAUGGCAGGGGGUUGUUAGAUUUGGUAAACAUUAUAGAAGUCCCAACUCUCAUAUUGUCUUUGACCUGCAUACAGAUUCGUGUAAUUAUGGUACCUGUCACACUUCAUCAAUGCUGGUUUGUGAGUUGGAGGCAGUGAGCUGCGUGUGUGAGCUGUCUCCUUGGUCAUUAUCCCUCUAGCCAGUGACCAGAGAGAGAGUUCCUUGUACCGUCACCUCUCUCAGGUCCACCCAUCAGUGGAUGGCUCUCUUUUCCAGUACCAUAUUGUACAAAAUCUAUUCCAUGACUGAGUUGCUAUUCCUGUCUGUCUUAAAGUAGGUACUGUAUAUGAACUGCAUACAGAUUAGGUCAAAAUGGUAGCAUGGUACUAGAUUAAGUGUCAUCCAGUCUUUUCCCAAUAGAAGCCAAACUCUGGUGGCAACAGGGUUAGACAGGGGGCUCGUCCUGCUUGUACAAUUGAAGCGGAAACACUGAGGCCAUCACUGACUUAAUUUGUCUGUCCAUCUUCCCAGGUGCUGAAGAGAAGAUCUUGGAGGACUUCCGGGAGGUGUACAGCCCUGUUGCCUUUGAUUUCCACCUGCAGGCCAUGGUGCAGUCAGCUGGUAAACUGGUCCUCAUAGACAAGCUGCUGCCCAAGAUGAAAGCCGGGGGACACAAGGUCCUCAUCUUCUCCCAGAUGGUCCGCUGUCUGGAUAUCCUGGAGGACUACCUCAUCCAGAGAAGGUACUGCUGCCUGCGCCUCUUCUUGCGUUACUAUGCUCCCAAGUACUCCACACGAAUAGAGGUUCUCUCUCCUCAGAUAUUUCAUAUUGUAAGAUGAGGUAGUUUGAGGUGAGAUAAAGGCUUGUGAGAUAUAUAACGUUUAUUACUUUGUGUUAGUGCAUGUAGAAUUUGAAACGCCCUCUGCAGUUUCAUCUGCAGGGUAUAGCUAGGCUGAUGAGGAAGAAGACAGGAAUCAUGCUUGAGAGGGUAGUAGACGUUGUGUAAUUUCCAUUUUUCAUCUCCAUUUUCAAAGUGACAUAUUUAUGUCUUAUUAUCUGGUGUUAGCUCGCUAGCAGUCUGCAGUGCAGCAAAAGCUGAAUCACUCCAGUACUUCCCUUAUUAAAUUGAAUUUAGUUUAAGAGAAAUGCUGAAUCUCUAAGCAUUAGCUUCUCUCUCUCCAGUGACUGUCUGAGAAAGAGCCUUUUAAAGCCCCCCCGUGCUCAUUGCUCCAUAAUGCUACCCAGAGCAGGGAGAUGAUAAAGACUGUGUAACAGAAGCAGAAGAAUGUACCAAGACCCUCUCAUUCAAGGUCUUAAUCUCCUGGCUUAAUGAGCUUCCUGUUUGCGGCGCUAAAUGAAAAGGAUAUUAUCCCAGCAGCCCGUCUGAGCUGUGGAAAGAAGGCGACUGGCCUGGUCUGUGUGGUCUCUCUAUCUCUUUCUCCCUCUCCCUCUUGAUAUCUCUGUCAUCUCUCUUCUUCUCCCUCUCUAUCCUCUCCUCUUGUCUCUGUCUCACUACCCCGGGCCUGGCCCUGUGUUUUUCUCCCCUCUCUGCUUCUCUCUGGCACUCAAACCCCGAACCAAACCAGUGUAAACACACAAGGCGAGGUGCUCCGCUCGUCUCUGUGGCUAGGCAAGGCUUAGCCGGGGUUCAGCGGCAGGUCACAGACCCCCUCGGGGCGCUCCCACAUCAGACAGAGGGAGAGAGGAGUCUGGGCGGGUGGAGGGAGGGAGGUGGAUCACUGAGAGGUGAGGUGUGUGAGGGGAAGAAGAUGAGGGGUAGGCGUAGGAGGUGGGGUAAGGCAGGGGCGAGGCCAGGUCUCCUGGGAAAGAGGCUGCCUGUGAUCAACGAGCUAAACUACCUUGUUCUCUGCCAGAGAGAGGGGGAGGAAGGAUGAAAGGAGGAAGAGAGAGAAAAAUAGAGCGAGAGGGGAAAAGAGAGACAGGAAUGGAGAAAAGAGGAAGAGAACUACUGAAUGUUGUUUGAAAGUGGAUGACAAAAACAAAUUCCUGGAAAUAUUGUGUAGCAAUUGGAGGCCCCUUAAUGUGUGAUGGUUGAUGUUGUAACUCUCUGUGUCGUGCUGUAUGUAAAUGUUGACAUACGUGAUACUUGGAUGUGUACUAGAAGAUCCUUCUCCAACCCUGCAUGGUCCUGUGUUCCUCAGAUACCUGUAUGAGCGGAUCGAUGGCAGAGUGAGAGGUAACCUGCGUCAGGCAGCUAUAGACCGCUUCAGCAAACCAGACUCGGACCGCUUUGUGUUCCUGCUGUGUACCCGGGCUGGAGGUCUGGGCAUCAACUUGACUGCUGCUGACACCUGUAUUAUCUUUGACUCGGACUGGAACCCACAGAACGACCUGCAGGUAAAGACACACACAGACAUUUAAAGUGACACCAGCCUCCACUGAAAUAGAAUGGGCAAAAAAGGUGUGGUCACUUCCUAUUUUAAUUUAGUCAAUUCAGGAAGACCUUGAAUUGAGAAGUGUCUUUAUAUCCUAUUAUAAUUGUUUCACUUUUUAAUUUACACACAGCUUGGAUAGUAAAAUGUAUGCAUGCAUGACUGUAAGUCGCUUUGGAUAAAAGUGUCUGCUAAAUGGCAUAUAUUAUAUUAUUAUAGCAGCAAUGAUCUUUAUCCUGGAGUGAUUUUUGUUGGACAAUUUAGAUAUUAAAUGUAUUGGGCUUUUUUUCUGUUAUUCUCAGGCCCAGGCUCGCUGCCAUAGGAUUGGUCAGAACAAGGCGGUGAAGGUGUACCGUCUGAUCACCAGGAACUCUUACGAGCGGGAGAUGUUUGACCGGGCCAGCCUCAAACUGGGCCUGGACAAGGCUGUGCUGCAGAGCAUGAGUGGCAGGGAGAACAGCGUGCCGGGAGGAGGGGUGAGUCUGCCGUGUCCGUCAUACACACACACACACACACACACACACACACACACACACACACACACACACACACACACACACACUCUGUAGCACCUGUAUCAGCCCGGUGGAUGCUCUAUGCUCCCAAGGGGACAAUAUGAUGAAGUCCAGAAGUAUGACCAUGCCAUGGCUGUGUCUUCUAUAUUACGGUAAGUCCAUUCUACCAAAUGAGAGUGUAGGAAAGGGACUAGUCAGGAUAAUAAACACAGCUUUGAGAUAUCCUCUUAGUGCAUCAUCAGUGUGUAGGAGGAGCUUAGCUGUUCCUCUCUCUGGAUUAGCUGAACUAUCAGGAAGAAAGUGUUGCCUGUGAACAGAAGAGUCUCUGAGCAGACGUUAGCGCCACCAGCUGCAUACUAACACACCGUGGGUCAGCUGGGGGUUGCUGCUAUCUUUAACAUUUAAAAAGAUCUAGCACGUGAUCCAGUUCAGCUUCAGUUCAACCAACUGUCUCUCUCCUCGGCAUUUCUCACACUAGAGUGUCUAUCUGUACGUCUGUCCGUCUGUCUGUUGUUGAGUGGUAUUAAUGUGUGUGCAUGUGUUAUAUACAUGUAUGUGUGUACAAUGAUGUAAUGUGUAAAUAGUCCAGUCUGUGAUCUACUGUAGUCCAUCAUCAGUUCCCCUAACGCUCUCUCUGUUUCCCCCUCUCCUUAUCCCCCUCCCCUCUCUCUGUUUCCCCCUCUCCUUAUCCCCCUCCCCUCUCUCUGUUUCCCCCUCUCCUUAUCCCCCUCCCCUCUCUCUGUUUCCCCCUCUCCUUAUCCCCCCUCCCCUCUCUCUGUUUCCCCCUCUCCUUAUCCCCCUCCCCUCUCUCUGUUUCCCCCUCUCCUUAUCCCCCUCCCCUCUCUCUGUUUCCCCCUCUCCUUAUCCCUCUCCCCUCCCCUCUCUCUUUCUCCUUAUCCCCCUCCCCUCUCUCUGUUUCCCCCUCUCCUUAUCCCCCUCCCCUCUCUCCUGUUUCCUCCCCUCUCCUUCUCCCCUCUCCCCUCCCCUCCUCUCUUCUCCUUUCCCCCUCCCCUCUCUCUGUUUCCCCCUCUCCCCUCCCCUCUCUCUUUCCCCCUCUCCCCUCCCCUCUCUCUUUUCCCCCUCUCCUUCUCCCUCUCCCCUCCCCUCUCUCUUUCUCCUUAUCCCCCUCCCCUCCUCUCUGUUUCCCCCUCUCUCCCCUCCCCUCUCUCUUCUCCUUCUCUCCCCCUCCCCUCUCUCUUUUUCCCCCUCUCCCCCUCCCCUCUCUCUUUCCCCCUCUCCCCUCCCCUCUCUCUGUUUCCCCCUCUCCUUAUCCCCCUCCCUUCUCUCUGUUUCCCCCUCUCCUUCUUCCCCUCCCUUUCCUCCCUUUCCUCUUUCCCCCUCUCCUUCUCCUUCUCCCCUCCCCUCUCUCUGUUUCCCCCUCCCCUCACCUCUCUCCAGCCGACCCAGCAGCAGCUGUCUAAGAAAGAGAUCGAGGACCUGCUGAGGAAAGGGGCGUAUGGAGCUCUGAUGGACGAUGAGGAUGAGGGGGCCAAGUUCUGUGAGGAGGACAUUGACCAGAUCCUCCAACGUAGGACCAAGACCAUCACCAUUGAGUCUGAGGGACGGGGAUCUACCUUUGCUAAGGUAUCCAGUGACUGAAGGAGCACAGCACAUUGAACAUGAUAUGCCUAGUUGUGGUCAUUGUUUAGAUGUUGCUAUCCUUUCUGCAUGACUAGCAGUAGUAACCAGUGUCUCCUGUCUACUCUCAUGUCACUCUUCAUCACAUACUCUCAGCUCUGUUAGGAGACUUGGACUAUUCAUUGAAGGAGACUCAGGAAGAACAGUGAAUCAGAUUAUCAAGGUUUAAUGUGAUAUACUGACUUCCUCUCUCUCUCUCUCUCAGGCCAGUUUUGUGGCGUCCGGAAACCGCACAGACAUCUCUCUGGACGACCCCAACUUCUGGGACAAGUGGGCCAAAAAAGCUGAGAUUGACAUGGACACUGCCAAUGACAGAGUAAGUAAUGCUUUAGUUUAAACACUAAAUCUGCUCUUUUUGGCCAUGGUAUGUUAUAUAUGAGAUCAAUGCGAUGAGUGAAUUUGCUACAAUAGUAUCUGACUAUCUGUGUGUGUUCCUCUCCUAUUCCACAACAGAACAGCCUGGUAAUUGACACUCCGAGGGUGAGGAAGCAGACCCGACCCUUCAGUGCCACCAAGGACGAGCUGGCAGAGCUGUCAGAGGGGGAGAGUGACAACGAGGACAAGCCCAAGCUCCGCCGGCCCCACGACCGCCUCAACAGCUACGGCAGGACAGAGUGCUUCAGAGUGGAGAAGAACCUACUAGUAUACGGGUCAGUGUCAGUGACUGGACCACUUCUGCUAGAUAAUAUACAAACCAACAUUGAUACUAAAUAACAAUGUUAUUUAAUACUGGUCUUAGCCAGUGGCAUGAACAUGUAUGCACUCACUAACUGUAAGUCGCUCUGGAUAAGAGCGUCUGCUAAAUGACUAAAAUGUAAAUGCAAAUGUCUUGGGGACCCACAGGAUGUGCAGACUUGAGUUUCAGCCCAGACCAAACACAUCUUGUUCUUAGUGUAACUGCUGGACAGUGUUGUGUCUGUACUGAGACGCUCCUGUGUUGUCCAUCUAUAUUGUACAGUGUUGUGUCUGUACUGAGGCGCUCCUGUGUUGUCCAUCUAUUUUGUACAGUGUUGUGUCUGUACUGAGGCUCUCCUGCGUUGUCCAUCUAUAUUGUACAGUGUUGUGUCUGUACUGAGGCGCUCCUGUGUUGUCCAUCUAUAUUGUACAGUGUUGUGUCUGUACUGAGGCGCUCCUGUGUUGUCCAUCUAUAUUGUACAGUGUUGUGUCUGUACUGAGGCGCUCCUGCGUUGUCCAUCUAUAUUGUACAGUGUUGUGUCUGUACUGAGGCUCUCCUGUGUUGUCCAUCUAUAUUGUACAGUGUUGUGUCUGUACUGAGGCGCUCCUGUGUUGUCCAUCUAUAUUGUACAGUGUUGUGUCUGUACUGAGGCUCUCCUGCGUUGUCCAUCUAUAUUGUACAGUGUUGUGUCUGUACUGAGGCGCUCCUGCGUUGUCCAUCUAUAUUGUACAGUGUUGUGUCUGUACUGAGGCGCUCCUGUGUUGUCCAUCUAUAUUGUACAGUGUUGUGUCUGUACUGAGGUGCUCCUGCGUUGUCCAUCUAUAUUGUACAGUAUUUGUCUCCAGUAUUGACCCUCUCCUCUCCUGUGUGGUCCAGGUGGGGUCGUUGGAAGGACAUCCUGCUCCAUGGUCGUUUUAAGAAGCAGCUGACGGAGCGUGAUGUAGAGUCUAUCUGCAGAGCCCUUCUGGCCUACUGUCUGGUUCACUACCGCGGUGACGACAAGAUCAAGAGCUUCAUGUGGGACCUGAUCGCCCCCGCCGAGGACGGACAGACCAAGGAACUACAGAACCACCUGGGUACGUUACAACCUCACAAUGACCAAACCUCAGUGGUCCAACUACAGAUUAGAAUCUGGUUCCUCUCAAGGAAUUCUUCCUUUAAAGGGCAUUUCCCCUUACCACUGUGCUAUUGGUUUACUGUUAAUGUUUUUAAUGUGUCCGUAACCAAAAAUGAUAUCUGUGUCCCUCCCUCAGGUCUGUCGACCCCGGUCCCCAGAGGCAGGAAGGGCAAGAAGAUGAAGAUUCAGUCCAGCACGUUUGAUAUCCAGAAGGCUGAGUGGAUCAGGAAACACAACCCAGAACACAUGCUGCAGGACGAGGGAUACAAGAAGCACCUCAAACACCACUGCAACAAGUAAGAAGCUAGUCUUAUAUAGAGUUGAGGUAGAAUUUAUGAAACGUCUCAUAUUUUGAGUUUUCCUCUGUUUGCUUCAGUGUAUUGACACUAGCCUGUGUGAAAACAUAAUUGUAUGUUUUUGUCUGUAGCAGAGAUUUGACUCCUGCACAUCAACACCACUGUCUGUAAUUAAGACAAAUUGAAGCAGCCAUCUUCUCCAUUUGUUGCUUUCUUCUAUUAAUGACCAUGAAUCAGAUUACACAUUACACUGCUGAAUGAUAAUCAUCUAAAUGGGAUUUUAACCAAAACUAAUAACUGUCAUUGAUAUUUUACUGACAGAUAGAAAAAAACUGAUUACACUACACUACAGACAGCGAUUUUAUAUUUUUUAUAUAAAGCUACAUCGAUGAUGAGAAGAAGAAGAAAACGAAUCUUACAUCCUAUGAAAUGGUUUGACAUGAACCUAUAAGUUAGUAGAUAAUGGUUGUUGAGAUAUAAAACAUAGCCAUAUAGAUAAUGGUUGUUGAGAUAUAAAACAUAGCCAUAUAGAUAAUGGUUGUUAAGAUAUAAAACAUAGCCAUGUAGAUAAUGGUUGUUGAGAUAUAAAACAUAGCCAUAUAGAUAAUGGUUGUUAAGAUAUAAAACAUAGCCAUAUAGAUAAUGGUUGUUGACAUAUAAAACGUAGCCAUAUAGAUAAUGGUUGUUGACAUAUAAAACAUAGCCAUGUAGAUAAUGGUUGUUGACAUAUAAAACAUAGCCAUAUAGAUAAUGGUUGUUGACAUAUAAAACAUAGCCAUGUAGAUAAUGGUUGUUGACAUAUAAAACAUAGCCAUAUAGAUAAUGGUUGUUGACAUAUAAAACAUAGCCAUGUAGAUAAUGGUUGUUGACAUAUAAAACAUAGCCAUGUAGAUAAUGGUUGUUGACAUAUAAAACAUAGCCAUAUAGAUAAUGGUUGUUGACAUAUAAAACAUAGCCAUGUAGAUAAUGGUUGUUGACAUAUAAAACAUAGCCAUGUAGACGAUGGUUGUUGAGAUAUAAAACAUAGCCAUGUAGACGAUGGUUGUUGAGAUUUGUAUUUGUAUUUAUUAUGGAUCCCCAUUAGCUGCUGCCAAGGCAGCAGCUACUCUUCCUGGGGUCCAGCAAAAUUAAGGCAGUUCAUACAAUUUUUAAAACAUUACAAUACAUUUUCAGAUUUCAUAACACACUGUGUGCCCUCAGGCCCCUACUCCACCACUACCACAUAUCUACAGUACAAAAAUCCAUGUGUUGUGUGUGUAUAGUGUGUAUGUUAUCGUGUGUGUGUAUGCAUGUGUCUGCACCUAUGUUUGUUGCUUCACAGUCCCCGCUGUUCCAUAAGGUAUUUUUUUAUCUGUUUUUUAAAUCUAAUUUUACUACUUGCAUCAGUUACUUGAUGUGGAAUAGAGUUCCAUGUAGUCAUGGCUCUAUAUAGUACUGUGCGCCUCCCACAGUCUGUUCUGGACUUGGGGACGGUGAAGAGACCUCUGGUGGCAUGUCUUGUGGGGCAUGCAUGGGUGUCUGAGCUGUGCACCAGUAGAUCAGACAGCUCAGUGCACCCAACAUGUCAACACCUCUCAUAAACACAAGUAGUGAUGAAGUCAAUCUCUCCUCCACUUUGAGCCAGGAGAGAUAGACAUGCAUGUUAUUAAUAUUAGCUCUCUGUGUACAUCCAAGGACCAGCCGUGCUGCCCUGUUCUGAGCCAAUUGCAAUUUUCCUAAGUCCUUUUUGUGGCACCUGACCACAUGACUGAACAGUAGUCCAGGUGUGACAAAACUAGGGCCUGUAGGACCUUCCUUGUUGAUAGUGCUGUUAAGAAGGUAGAGCAGAUCUUUAUUAUGGACAUACUUCUCCCCAUCUUAGCUACUGUUGUAUCGAUAUGUUUUGACCAUGACAGGGUUACUCCAAGCAGUUUAGUCACCUCAACUUGCUCAAUUUCCACAUUAUUUAUUAAAAUAUUUAGUUGAGUUGGGUUAGUGAAUGAUUUGUCCCAAAUACAAUGCUUUUAGUUUUAGAAAUAUUUAGGACUAACUUAUUCCUUGCCACCCAUUCUGAAACUAACUGCAACGCUUUGUUAAGUUUUGCAGUAAUUUCAGUCGCUGUAGUAGCUGACAUGUACAGUGUUGAGUCAUCCGCAUACAUAGACACUCUGGCUUUACUCAAAGCCAGUGGCAUGUCAUUAGUAAAGAUUGAAAAAAGUAAUGGGCCUAGAGAGCUGCCCUGGGGAAUUCCUGAUUCUACCUGGAUUAUGUUGGAGAGGCUUCCAUUAAAGAACACCCUCUGUGUUCUGUUAGACAGGUAACUCUGUAUCCACAAUAUAGCAGGUGGAGUAAAGCCCUAACACAUACGUUUUUCCAUCAUUAGACUAUGAUCGAUAAUGUCAAAAGCCACACUGAAAUCUAACAAAACAGCCCGCACAAUCUUUUUAUUAUCAAUUUCUCUCAGCCAAUCAUCAGUCAUUUGUGUAAGUGCUGUUCUUGUUGAGUGUCCUUCUCUAUAAGCACGCUGAAAGUUUGUUGUCAAUUUGUUUACUGUAAAAUAGCAUUGUAUCUGGUCAAACACAAUUUUUUCCAAUAGUUUACUAAGGGUUGGUAACAGGCUAAUUGAUCGGCUGUUUGAGCCAGUAAAGGGGGCUUUGCUGUUUUUAGGUAUCGGAAUGAAUGUUUCUUCUCUCCAAGCCUGGGGGCACACACAUUCUAGUAGGCUUAAAUUGAAAAUAUGGCAAAUAGGAGUGGCAAUAUCGUCCGCUAUUAUCCUCAGUAAUUUUCUAUCCAAGUUGCAGACCCCGGUGGCUUGUCAUUGUUGAUAGACAACAAUAAUGUUUUCACCUCUUCCACACUCACUUUACGGAAUUCAAAAUUACAAUGCUUGUCUUUCAUAAUUUGGUCAGAUAUACUUGGAUGUGUAGUGUCAGCAAUUGUUGCUGGCAUGUCAUGCCUAAGUUUGCAAAUCUUGCCAAUUAAAAAAUCAUUAAAGUAGUUGGCAAUAUCAGUUGGUUUUGUGAUGAAUGAGCCAUCUGAUUCAAUGAAUGAUGGAGCUGAGUUUGCCUUUUUUCCCAAAAAUUAAUUUAAGGUGCUCCAAAGCUUUUUACUAUCAUUCUUUAUGUCAUUUAUCUUUGUUUCAUAGUGUAGUUUCUUCUUCUUUUUAUUCAGUUUAGUCACAUGAUUUCUCAGUUUGCAACAUGUUUGCCAAUCGGCCAGACUUAUUUGCCAUUCCUUUUGCCUCAUCCCUCUCAACAAUACCAUUUUUCAAUUCCUCAUCAAUCCACGGGGAUUGAACCGUUUUUACAGUCAUUUUCUUAAUGGGUGCAUGCUUAUUAGUAACUGGAAUAAGCAAUUUCAUAAAUGUGUCAAGUGCAGUGUCUAUUAUGCCCAGCCUUUGGAACUUUGGUUUUCCUAGCUAUGGCUACUAUAUUGUGAUCACUACAUCCAAUGGAUUUGGAUACUGCUUUCAAACAAAUCUCUGCGGCAUUAGUAAAGAUACGAUCAAUACAUGUUGAUGAUUUAACUCCUGUACUGUUUGUAACUACCCUGGUAGGUUGACUGAUAACCUGAACCAGGUUGCAGGCACUGGUUACAGUUUGAAUCUUUCUCUUGAGUGGGCGGCCUGAUGAAAGCCAGUCAAUAUGUAAAUCACCCAGAAAGUAUACCUCUCUAUUGAUAUAAAGCUACAGUAAAUAGAUUUAGGCUGCUGUGCUGUCUUUCUAAAUGGGGUUGGUUGGAGGGUUUGUCUUCUGCCGUCCGGCUUUAGACACAGAGCCAUGCAGGGCUUCCAUAGAAAGUUCUCCAUUGUUCCCAGAGCCAUGGAUCGUCCGAUGGGUGGCACGCUGGCCAAACGGGGACACACUCUGUGGCUUUGCUGACCUCCGCGUUUUCCCCUCAGGGUGGAAUGUGGACUGACGUUGGGUUGGGGCAUGCACAGGAAUGGCACCCUACUGUCCCUGUCCCACACAGAGAUCCAUAACCCUAUCCUAUGAUAAUGACAUUUAGAAGAUAUGUGUUCAAUAGUGUGUGUAGCUACUAGUACUGGCCUAGAUUUACGAGGCCUGUGUUCUGUUGGGAUAUGUGUAACAUUCUCGGUAUGACUUGUAUAUGAUCUGCAUGUGAUUGUGGGUGUGUGUUUACCUUCAUGUAUCUGACUGUUUGUAUCCUGUGCUUGUAUAGUAAGUACAGUAUGUACAUAAGUGUGUGGGUAUUUUACAAGUGUGUGUACAGUUGUGUGUGUGUGAGUGCUCGCGGUCAUGUGCGUGUAUGAGCUCUAUGUCUGGUGCUGCGAGGUUCCCUUCUCCAUAAGAUACCUCCCACACUCCAUGGUGGGAGGGAGGGAGGGAGAGAGAGAGGCAAGCACUGGAGCUCACAGCUCUGCCUGCAGAGGGGGUGUGCUCAUGUCGCUCCCUCUCCGCUAGUGGCAUACUGGAGGUGUAAAGCUAGGGCCACACACACGAUCUGAAGAAAUCUACACUGCACUUUUUAACCUGCCACACUGCUAGACAGAUCAAAAGGCUAGAUUUUCUCAGACCCUAGUUUAAGAGAGGAACGGAGACUAGAAUGUAUGCCAGUCCAUCACAGAUCAGGCAUACCAUACCCCACCCUCCACCUACAUCUCUGACUGAGGCCUGGCUGGGUGCGUCAUGGAAACAGCAUCUCUCCUCUGACUCAGCCUGCCUCUCUCUUCUCUCCUCUCCCUGCCAGCCCAGAGAUCACAUCAUAUCACACCACUCCGCUCUAUGGCACAGACACUGUCCCACUCUCUAUGGCACAGACACUGUCCCACUCUCUAUGGCACAGACACUGUCCCACUCUCUAUGGCACAGACACUGUCCCACUCUCUAUGACACAGACACUGUCUCACUCUCUAUGGCACAGACACUGUCCCACUCUCUAUGGCACAGACACUGUCUCACUCUCUAUGGCACAGACACUGUCCCACUCUCUAUGGCACAGACACUGUCCCACUCUCUAUGACACAGACUCUCUCUCACUCUCUAUGGCACAGACACUGUCUCACUCUCUAUGGCACAGACACUGUCCCACUCUCUAUGGCACAGACACUGUCCCACUCUCUAUGGCACAGACACUGUCCCACUCUCUAUGGCACAGACACUGUCCCACUCUCUAUGGCACAGACACUGUCCCACUCUCUAUGGCACAGACACUGUCCCACUCUCUAUGGCACAGACACUGUCCCACUCUCUAUGGCACAGACACUGUCCCACUCUCUAUGGCACAGACACUGUCCCACUCUCUAUGGCACAGACACUGUCCCACUCUCUAUGGCACAGACACUGUCCCACUCUCUAUGGCACAGACACUGUCCCACUCUCUAUGGCACAGACACUGUCCCACUCUCUAUGGCACAGACACUGUCCCACUCUCUAUGGCACAGACACUGUCCCACUCUCUAUGGCACAGACACUGUCCCACUCUCUAUGGCACAGACACUGUCCCACUCUCUAUGGCACAGACACUGUCCCACUCUCUAUGGCACAGACACUGUCCCACUCUCUAUGGCACAGACACUGUCCCACUCUCUAUGGCACAGACACUGUCCCACUCUCUAUGGCACAGACACUGUCCCACUCUCUAUGGCACAGACACUGUCCCACUCUCUAUGGCACAGACACUGUCCCACUCUCUAUGGCACAGACACUGUCCCACUCUCUAUGGCACAGACACUGUCCCACUCUCUAUGGCACAGACACUGUCCCACUCUCUAUGGCACAGACACUGUCCCACUCUCUAUGGCACAGACACUGUCCCACUCUCUAUGGCACAGACACUGUCCCACUCUCUAUGGCACAGACACUGUCCCACUCUCUAUGGCACAGACACUGUCCCACUCUCUAUGGCACAGACACUGUCCCACUCUCUAUGGCACAGACACUGUCCCACUCUCUAUGGCACAGACACUGUCCCACUCUCUAUGGCACAGACACUGUCACACUCUCUAUGGCACAGACACUGUCUCACUCUCUAUGUCACAGACACUGUCCCACUCUCUAUGGCACAGACACUGUCCCACUCUCUAUGGCACAGACACUGUCCCACUCUCUAUGGCACAGACACUGUCUCACUCUCUAUGUCACAGACUGUCUCACUCUAUGACACAGAAACUGCAUCAGUGACUGACUACACAGUGACAAUGCAAUGACUGCAUAUUUUCUAUUCCACUCCAUUUUGAGCAUGAGUGCAUCAUUGAAGACAACAUUUAUACAGUAUAUACAGCAAUACAAAAUGUUUUCCCUUUGCAUGGACAGUUGAUCUACCGUGAUGAGCUAGGCACAGUAUUUCAGUCAUCCAGGAGAAAAGUUAGAAUGUGUGUGAGAGAGAGUGUGAUUGUGUGAGAUUUCGAUUGUGUGUGUUUGUAUGCGUGAGUUUGUCCGUCCGUGAAUGUGUGAGGGUGUGUGUGUGUGUGUGUGUGUGUGUGUGUGUGUGUGUGUGUGUGUGUGUGUAUUUACGGACGUGAGUGCGUGUGAAAGUGAAUGCCGUUCUGCUCUCUCAGCGUUUGUGCGUGCUGAGGCUUUGUUGUGACCGCGGGCGGGGCUGUGUCUGUGUGCAGGGUGUUGCUGCGGGUUAGAAUGCUCUACUACCUGAAACAAGAGGUGAUGGGAAGCCAGUCCCAGAAGAUACUAGACGGCGUGGACUCCAGGUGAGCUGAACUUUCACCUCAUUUACAACCAAACACCUCUAAACAGCUGCUCUCUCUGUCUGUCCUCUACUUUUGUUAAUUUCAGUUAUUAGAUUAUUUGAAGAGGAUUACACUAUUUACUCCAUUAUUUUGAGAUGGUCGGAUUGAUCGGUGGCUAUUCAGGCUAGAUUGAAUGUUAUGCCAACCAGUUCAGCCAGGCUGCCAGCACUAUGCCAGUAUUUGUUUAAGUUUGGGAUUUCUGGUAAGCUGCUGGCACACAAAUUCAGCAGACACAUCGUUUUAAAAGGUUCAGUUUACAUUCACUUUUCAAAUAAAAACCUGUUAAUUCAUAGGCCUAUGUUGUUCAUGUUUUCCAUGGUAAGGAAUAGACCAAACAUGACAGGUUGUUCCCAUACAUACUGUUGCUGUCUCUAUCUAUCACCAUGGAGGGCACAGCUAGUCAGACUCAGGGAAGGAAAGUCCAUGUCUGAAGGAGGGCACAGCUAGUCAGACUCAGGGAAGGAAAGUCCAUGUCUGAAGGAGGGCACAGCUAGUCAGACUCAGGGAAGGAAAGUCCAUGUCUGAAGGAGGGCACAGCUAGUCAGACUCAGGGAAGGAAAGUCCAUGUCUGAAGGAGGGCACAGCUAGUCAGACUCAGGGAAGGAAAGUCCAUGUCUGAAGGAGGGCACAGCUAGUCAGACUCAGGGAAGGAAAGUCCAUGUCUGGAGGAGGGCACAGCUAGUCAGACUCAGGGAAGGAAAGUCCAUGUCUGAAAGAGGGCACAGCUAGUCAGACUCAGGGAAGGAAAGUCCAUGUCUGAAGGAGGGCACAGCUAGUCAGACUCAGGGAAGGAAAGUCCAUGUCUGGAGGAGGGCACAGCUAGUCAGACUCAGGGAAGGAAAGUCCAUGUCUGGAGGAGGGCACAGCUAGUCAGACUCAGGGAAGGAAAGUCCAUGUCUGAAGGAGGGCACAGCUAGUCAGACUCAGGGAAGGAAAGUCCAUGUCUGAAGGAGGGCACAGCUAGUCAGACUCAGGGAAGGAAAGUCCAUGUCUGAAGGAGGGCACAGCUAGUCAGACUCAGGGAAGGAAAGUCCAUGUCUGAAGGAGGGCACAGCUAGUCAGACUCAGGGAAGGAAAGUCAGUAGUCACCACCUGCUGUUCAAAGAUGGAUCAGCAGCUUCUCAGAACCAAUAAUAUUGAUGAGGAUAUACAGAAGUGGGUGAGGAAAAUCGUUUAGUAUUUUUAGUACCCAAACACAUUUUCAGCCUUGAUGCUGACCUUAAAGUCUUAUCGGAGCUCAGGGUUUUGGUUGUUCCACACCGUUGCUUAUCUGAGAAUCUAUGUUGGAAUGGAAACCCAGCUGUCAUAGUACCCAUGAGUUCCCCAUGCUAUACAUGUAUCGGCAUGUUCCUCCUCUCAUAUUGUGUGUGUUCUGUUCACACCCCCCUCCUCCUCAGUGAGAUCAAGAUCUGGGUUCCUGAGCCCGACAGCUCUGAGCUACCAGCCCUGUGGUGGGACAACAUCUCUGACAAGUGUCUGCUGUUGGGGGUCUACAAGCACGGUGAGUCGACAACAGGGACCAGGGAUGUGCUAACUGACGCACAGGCCUGAGACAACUAGGAAUGUGUGAUACAAGGGCUACUAUACUAGCAUAACACUUAGCAUAAAGUCAUGUUUUGGGCAUGUAUUCUAAGUGGGUUUACUAGAAUGGAUAUUAGAACAGAGCCUAGACAAAUGAAGACAGGCAAAAAGGGUCAGAUACAGUAUAGUAUGUACAAUUCUGAGAUUGUAGUGUCAUGUGGAAAAUGUACUAUAGGUGUUUUCAUGUUUUUCCGUUGGGAUCUAGUUUACGUUGGAUGACAGCUGUCACACUCGCCUUUGGGGGAAAGUGGCCAGCUGUAUGUUUAAAUAUAUAUAUAUAUCUUUGUGUCCAUGAGCGUAUUUAGCUAACCUCUGUUUGCUUAUCUCUCCGCUGUCGUCCACUCAUACAGGUUAUGAGAAGUACAACACGGUGCGUGCAGACCCUGCCCUCUGCUUCCUAGAGCGGGUGGGCCGACCAGACGAGAAGGCCAUCGCUGCUGAACAGAGAGCCAAUGACUUCAUGGAUGGGUAGGUAACAUUACACAUCAUGGCAGACAGUCUGACUGACUAAGUCAGCUAGCUAGCUUGUUGGUCUCCUCCACUGAGUCAGACAGGGUCUAGACACACAAUGACACAAUUAAAAAGUUUGAGUUGUUGUAACACUUUUUAUAACCAGUCAUAAAGCUAUGCUAGAAAAGGAAGAAACCAGAAACGUUUUGACAAAUAAAAAACAUUUUCUGACAUGAAUCUGAGUCUGUUUAGUUCAGAGUUGUUAGGAGCUGCCUGCAAGUUCCCCUGUCUCACCUUGUGUGGCCCUUGCUGACUGACUGACUGACUUACUGGCUGGCUGACUGUUGUUAUCUGUGUUUGCAGGGACGUGGAUGACCCAGAAUACAAGCCUGCCCCAGCCUUGCUGAAGGACGAUAUGGAGGUGAGGCCACAGCGCAGGGGGGCAGAGCAGAGCCAGCACAGCCAACAGAUAAGGCUGCUGUACACACUGACUGGCAUGUGUAUUCUCUGCCCUUUUAGAGACUAGAGAAUACAAGUUGUUUUGAAUGUUAUUGUGUCCAGUUCUGUGUCCAGUGUUUGAACAUACACUUCUCUCCUCCAUAGGAUGACGCCUCCUCUCCUGGAGACCUGGUUGUCACAGAUAAUCCUGGAGGUCAGUUAUAUCUUUCUAUCCUGUCUCUUUCUACUCAGCUUUUGUACUAUCAAAACCAAUACACAUCAUAUUACUAUAUCUACUGCAGUCACUACUACUACUACCAGUCACUGCUACUACUACCAGUCACUAAUACAAGUCACUACUACUACUACUACUACUACUACUACUACUACUACUACUACUACUACUACUACUACUACUACUGCUACUACUACCAGUCACUGCUACUACUACCAGUCACUACUACAAGUCACUACUACUAUACUACUACUACUACUACCAGUCACUACUACAAGUCACUACCAGUCACUACUACUACUACUACUACUACUACUACUACUACUACUACUACUACUACUACUACCAGUCACUACUACUACUACUACCAGUCACUACUACUAUUACUACCAGUCACUACUACAACAGUCACUACUACUACUACUACUACUACUACUACUACUACCAGUCACCACUACUACUACUACUACUACUACUACUACUACUACUACUACUACUACUACUACUACUACUACUAUUUCUAGUCACUACUACUAAUGCCACCACUAACUACUACUACUACUACUACUACUACUACUACUACUACUACUACUACUACUACUAGUCACUACUACUAAUGCCACCACUAACUACUACUACUACUACUACUUCUACUACUACUACUACCAGUCUCUACUACUACCAGUCACUACUACUACUACCUGUCACUACUACUACUACUACUACUACUACUACUACUACUACUACUACUACUACUGCUACUACUACUACUACUACUACCAGUUACUACUACUACUACUACUACUACUACUACUACUACUACCAGUUACUACUACUACUACUACUACCAGUCACUACUACUGCUGCUGCUGCUGCUGCUACUACUACUACUACUACUACUACUACUACCAGUCACUGCUACUACAAACAGUCACUACUACUACUACUACUACCAGUCACUACUACUACUACUACCAGUCACUACUACUACAAACAGUCACUACGACUAGUGCUACUACUCCUGAAACUACCACAACUUCUUCCACUACUAUAAAACAACUUAAAAAGCGUUCUCCCUGGUUUAACAUUGUGUGUGUGUGCUCUCCAGAGGGUGUUCCAGUGAUGAUGGAGGGGUUAGGUGGAGGAGGAGAUACAGCCUACUGGCCCUCGUCCUCAGUACUAACAGCCAGACUGAGACGUCUGAUCACGGCCUCUCAGCGCUACACCAAGUCCAGACAGAUCCUCCACAUCCACCAGGCCCAGACACAGCACACCACUCAGGUCACGCCCUCACUGUGCCCCCUGCCACCCACCCUCAACGACACGAUCAACCCCAAGAUGGCCGCCAAGAUAGAACGCCAGCAGAGGUGAGUGAAGCUGCAAGGCCUGGACAGAAACGUACCCUAACCACGGUCUAUACCUUAUACCACUUAGAUGGGUGAAGUGCUUAUCACUGUCUCCUGUUCUCUUUCUCUCCUCCCUCUCUCUGUCUAUAUCUCUAUCUCUCCCCCUAUUUCUCUUUCUCUCUGUUUCUCUCUCCCUCCCGCUCUCCCCAGAUGGACAAGGCGAGAGGAAGCUGAUUUCUACCGUGUGGUGUCAACAUUUGGUGUGGUGUUUGACCCAGACCUGGGCCGUUUCGACUGGACCAAGUUCAGAGCCAUGGCUCGGCUGCACAAGAAGACAGACGAGAGUCUGCAGAAGUACCUGUGGGCCUUCACCGCCAUGUGCAGGAGAGUGUGUCGCCUGCCACCCAGAGAAGGAGGUGAGAGAGAUACUGUUCAUCCAUGCUGUGCCACCUGUAGAAAAGGCGUGGAAGUCAAUAUACUUAUAAGCUGUAUACUGUCGUUUAUUAGAGGAGUUGUGUGCUUACUAAUACAGUACCUGCUGAUAAUGUACUACAGUAUGUCAAGAUUAAUGAUUUAAGGAAAUGCUGGGGAAACAAGCAAGUGAUAAAGUUAACGAUCUAUGGAAAGUUAAACAGCGAGUGGAAUAAGUUCACACAAAAUGCAAACACAGAUGUAUGAAUUAUGCAGGACAGCCUUAUUCCCUCUCUCACCCUCUCUAGACACAGCGGUGGACCCCUCUCUGUCCAUUCAGCCCAUCACAGAGGAGCGUGCAUCUCGUACGCUCUACAGAGUAGAGCUGCUACGCCAGGUCAGGGAACAGGUCCUGCACCACCCCUUGCUCUACGAGCGCCUGCCCCUGUGCCAGCUGGGCUCGGACCUGCCCGUGUGGUGGGAGACCGGUACCCACGACCGAGACCUCCUAAUCGGGGCCGCUAAGCACGGCGUCAGCCGCACAGACUACCACAUCCUCCGAGACCCAGAGCUCUGCUUCAUGGCUGCCCAGCGCAACUACAGCCAGAAUAAAGGAGUCCAACAGCCAUCCCAGAACUCUACUCCGCUCCUGAACCCCCAGUACCAGGCUAAUAGAGACCCAGCCUUGGCAGGGUCCCCAGUGCCUGCCCCAGCCCAGAGGGAGAGGGAGGACAUCCCGGGGGCAGUGCCCAAAGAAGAACCUCUCUCAGAGGGGGAGGAAAGCAUGGAGAGAGGGGGUCAGGUGGAGGGGGAAGGGUGGAGUCCCCAGCCCGCCCCUCUCACCCCUACAGGGAUAGAGGAGAAGCCUGACCUGGGAGUGGUGAAAGGAGAGAAUGAGAGCCACAUGGUGGCAGCACGGACCAAGCCUCUCACGCCCAACUCAGCCGCCAGGAAAGAGAAGAGAGCCAAUAAAAGAAGUCGAAGGGAGGCCAGACGAGCCGCCUCCGCAGCGUCAGACUCCGACUCGGACGGCUCCUCCUCCAGCUCUUCAUCACGAUCUUCUUCAUCAUCGUCAUCGUCGUCCUCUUCCUCCUCACGCUCCGGAUCCAGCUCUUCUUCGUCUUCAUCCUGCUCAUCAGGCUCCUCAUCUUCCUCUUCCUCAUCUUCAUCUUCCUCUGAUGACAGUGAGAGUGAGGGAGAGGAAGGAAAAACCAAGGGUGAGUGCUGCUGUUAUUAUUCUGGUGUUCUCUGGUGUCUUUUGGCUCUUGCAGUGAAAUACUUUUACAGUACCAUUGAGGCAAUUAAGGUUGUGAUUUUGCCAAAGUUGUUAGGCUGUCUGAAGUAGUUUGAGGUUUUCUAAAUGACAGUUAUAUUGCAUGUUCUUCCAGUCCCGACAGUGGCCAGUGUGAAGGGAUUUGACGAAGACAGCGUGGCGUCUCUCAGCACCACUCAGGAUGAGAUGCAGGACAGUCACGUGACAGAGAACGGUGUCAGCAACAACUCACACCACCACCCCUACCAGGGAGGAUACAUGCUGGCUGCAUCCUACUGGCCCAAGGUAAACACACACACCAAACCUCUUUGUGUUUGGGUUUCCUGAGAAUCCCAACCAUGUUGAAACAGCAGUUUAGGAGGGUGUUGUUCACGAUAAUCCAGUUUUAUUUCAUCCUUCCAGCAGACGAUAUAGUCCGGGCAAAAGCCAAUCAGCAUCCAGGAAUCCAAACAACCCAUUUUAUAAUGUCCCCUGUCCCCCUGUAGGACCGUGUGAUGAUCAACCGUCUGGACAGUAUCUGCCAGGCAGUGCUGAAGGGGAAGUGGCCGGGGGCCCGGCGGGCGUACGAGGCAGGAGGGGCCGUAGCCUCCUUCUAUACCACCAAGCUGCUGGACAAUGCAGCCGCGGCCAACAACAGCAGCAACCUCUGCUCAGCUUCCGCCUCGGCCUCAGAGGACCCCUCUGCCUCCCCUCAGGGUUCAAAGGUGAAGAAGCAUGUUGCAGGAGAAAAGGAGUUCUCAGUGAAAAUGAAUGAAGUAUGUUGAUUUCUGUUACUCCCCUCUCGUAGGACCCCACACCACUCCAAAGCCUAAUUGCGGUGUUUCAGCAUGUUUUGUUGGGGAUUUUGAUUUUGUUGUUUUGGCUGCUGCCUACAGCACUGAUUUGUUUAAUAGUAAUACCCUCUUUAAUUUCUACCCACUCCAUGUGGAUUGGGCUCCGGGGCUGUAAUUACAUUUUGACAUAAAUCAGUCAUUCAUGGAUGGGAAGCUAAUAAGAAGCUUAGUGUGGAGAGACACUGGGGUUUGAGAGGGUUAAUAUGAUUGAGAUGGGGCUGGCUUUCUACUCUGGGUGAUUGUGAUGAGGCUGUAGUACUGUGGGUGUUCUGUCUCUAAUGGGGCUGAUGGCAGCUGGGCUAUUAACCAUGCAGGCCUGCUUCCUGCUUGCUUUAAUACUACAGUAGCUAGCUAUGAGCCUACAUUGCCAUAGCAACAGAGGGAGGAGCAUUUUUGUCAAAUAUUCUAUAAAAUGGCCACUGACUGCUGCUACAGGGUUGCUGGGGCUUUUCUGACGAGUUUGGCUGGAAUCUUGACCUUAAUAAGGAAUAUGCUGAAAGCUGCUGCCUUCCCUGCAUUGCAUAGACAACCUCCACUGUAUGCUUCUAGCUGCUACAGUUUAUGCUGUGUCCCCACCCAUAGCUAUCCCAACUUCCAACUUAGAAACUAGCAUACAGAAUGAAACUAGCAUACAGAAUGCUCUUAGAGCGAAGCCUGACAAGCCAACAAAGUAUUGUGCCAAUGCAGUGAAAAUCAAAACAAGCACUUAGACCCCCUCCCCCUUUUCUGUUAUGUUUUGGUUCGUUUUCUUUCUGUAGAAGGGGCUCCAAUGCCAUCAGACAGUGUGACCUUGUGUUUCUGUGUGAUUGACUGACAGCCUCUCUCUCUCUGCAGCAGGAGGGUGGUCUGAAGCUGACCUUCCAGAAGCAGGGGCCCGGCCAGCCCCUGAAGAGGCCCCUAGAACCUGAGGAGGGGCCCCUGAGCCAGCAGCAGUACCUUACAAGGCUCCAUGAGCUCCAGAGUGCCUCAGACACCAGUCUGGCUGACUUCACCAAGCCCCAGGCUGCCAGCUUCCCACACGGUACGUACAAAGUAGGGCUGACCACAAGGUUGUUCUUACAACAAUGUAUUGUUUGUUUAUACAAUUGAUAGUUCAUACCUGUCUGGUGGUCCUCUGUAGCUCAAUUGGUAGAGCAUGGCGCUUGUAAUGCCAGGGUAGUGGGUUCGAUCCCCGGGACCACCCAUACGUAAAAAUGUAUGCCCACAUGACUGUAAGUCACUUUGGAUAAAAGCGUCUGCUAAAUGGCAUAUUAAUAUUAAUUAAAGAAAACCCUUCAUGAGAAAUAUCAAAGCUAAACUGGGUGCUUUGUAUUUGCUACCACUAGAUGGCAGCAAAGAUACAUUUCCCCAUAUGUUGUACAUUCAUGAUUGUGAUUGUGUGUACUGCUUUAGUCUUCUGUUUUAAUCUGCGACACGUUGUUUGUGUUUUUCCAGCCUCUACAGGUCUGGCGGGUCAGAUGAAGCUGAACGGCGGUAUGGAUGGCCAGCCGGUGGUGAAGAGGAGGAGAGGAAGGAGGAAGAAUGUGGAGGGGAUGGACCUGCUCUUUAUGAACAGGAACAGAAUACCAGCCGUGCCCGAAAUCGUAAGAUCUUACUUUACUUCCCUGUCAAUCCUCUCUCUCCUAUAUUGCCAUCUUAGGUCCUUCAACAUUUAGUCCUUAAACACUGGGUACUGGAAAGCCACAUUAUAUUACAUGGUUUUAAGAGAUAUUUAAAGUUCAAAGAGUAUGCCUAAAUGUGUUUACCUAGCAAUUAAAAAAAUAUAUGGGAUUUACUGUGUGUGCUGAAGGAUAGGAGACCGUAUGUGGGGUGUGCUAGCAUGCAUAUACAAACACUAGCCACUUGUUAUUCACUGAUGGGCUGACGUAUGCCCCUGCCUCUCCAGGUGCCCCCAGCGUGGGGUGGUAUGGGUCAGGCUGGCACUGGGCUGUCUAUUCCCUCAGGUCAGGGUAACCCCCUAGGGGGCCAGCCCCUGGGCCCCAUGGACACAGAGAGCAGGGUCUCUGUCAUCAACCUGAAAGAUGGGACCCGUCUGGCCGGAGACGAUGCCCCCAGGAGGAGGGAGCUGGAGCUGUGGCUGAAAGAACACCCAGGCUUUGUGGCUGACACAGGGGCCUUCAUCCCUGUGAGUCCCUCCCUUCCUCUUCCUCACCCUCUGAUUCACCAUUCCUCUUUCCCUAACCAAGGUUUAUUAACGGCUGUGAAUAUACUGUACAACGACAAUAGAUAUCCGUCAGGGUUACGGUCAAUUCCAUUUCAAUUCAGUCAAUUCAUGACGCAAACAAAAAUUCAAUUUGCAAUUUGAAUCGAAAUGCAAUUGACCCCAACCUUGAUUUCCAUUGACAGUAGAUAUUGUUUUGGAUGUAGUCCUGUAGUUGAACCUCUGUAUCCCUGACCCUCUCUUCUCCUCCUCAGGGAGUGAAUAAGAUGCAGCUGCAGCAGUUCCAGCAGGACGGUAGACCCAAGCAGAAGAGGCAUCGCUGCAGAAACCCCAACAAGAUUGAUGUCAACAGUCUGACAGGAGAGGAGAGGGUCCAGAUCAUCAACAGGAGAAAUGCACGGAAGGUGAGGCAGCAGUAGUCUACUGUGUGUGGGAGUGGGUGUGUGUGGGUUGUACAACUUCUACUUUGUCUCAUGUUGUCCUCCUCUCCUCUCCCCAGGUUGGUGGUGCCUUCGCCCCCCCUCUAAAGGACCUGUGUCGGUUCCUUCAGGAGAACCCAGAGUACGGGGUUCCACCAGAGUGGGCCGACGUGGUCAAGCAGUCGGUGAGUCUGAUAGCCUCUCCCUCACAACCCUUCAUAUGCUGUGGAACACCCCACAAGCCUACUUUAUGUGUAUGCUAUGAAAGACCAAUAAUAGAACUACAUGUAUCUAGCUUGGCUAGUUGUCAGUGCAUUAACUGUGGUAUAGUUAAGCAAUAAGGCCUGAGGGUGUGUGGUAUAUAGCCAAUAUACCAUGGCUAAGGGCUGUUCUUAAGCACGAUGCAAUGAGGAGUGCCUGGAUACAGCCCUUAGCCGUGAUAUAUUGGCCAUAUACCACAAACCCUGAGCAGCCUCAUUGCUAUUAUAAGCUGGUUACAUGUUUUGUCAUACCCGUGGUAUACGUAUAUGCGUUCCAGCAGGUAUAUCUCACUGGUCAUCCCCAAAGCCAACACCUCCUUUGGUCGCCAUUCCUUCCAGUUCUCUGCUGCAAAUGACUGGAACGAACUGCAAAAAUCUCUGAAGCUGGAGACACUUAUCUCCCUCACUAAAUUUAAGCGUCAGUUGUCAGAGCAGCUUACCGAUCACUGCACCUGUACACAGCCCAUCUGUAAUUAGCCCACCCAACUACCUCACCCCCAUAUUGUUAUUUACAUUAUUUAUUUUGCUCAUUUGCACCCCAGUAUCUCUAUUUGCACAUCAUCUUCUGCACAUCUAUCACUCCAGUGUUAAUACUAAAUUAUAAUUGUAAUUAUUUUGCACUAUGGCUUAUUUAUUGCCUUACCUCCAUAACUUACUACAUUUGCACACACUGUAUAUAGAUUUUCUAUUGUGUUAUUGACUGUACGUUUUGUUUAUUCCAUAUGUAACUCUGUGUUGUUGUUGUUUUUUCCGCACUGCUUUGCUUUAUCUUGGCCAGGUCGCAGUUGUAAAUGAGAACUUGUUCUCAACUGGCUUACCUGGUUAAAUAAAGGUUAAAUCAUUUAUUUUUAUUUUUAUUACAAAUACUGUCUCAUAUACCACAGGUUGUCAGCCAAUCAGCAUUCAGGGCUCGAACUACCCAGUUUAUAACUGUAGUUAUCUAAUGAAGUUGUUGAUUAGAGUGCUAACCCUGUGUUUCUCUGUCUGUCCUUUAGGGCUACCUCCCAGAGAGCAUGUUUGACCGGAUCCUGACAGGACCCAUCGUACCAGAGGAGGUGAGUCGGCGUGGACGGAGGCCAAAGAGCGCCCUGGCCAAGGCUGCAGCUGCAGCCAACCAGGGGGCCUCAUCCCUGGGCCUCAACCCCCUGCUGGCCAACGGCCUCCUCUCUGGCAUGGAUCUGUCUAGUCUACAGGCCUUCCAGCAGAACCUCCAAAGUCUCCAGUCACUGCAGCUCACUGCCGGCCUCAUGGGCCUGCCCACCGAUGCUAACAACCUGGCCGCCAUGUUUCCCAUGAUGCUCUCUGGCAUGGCCGGGCUUCCCAACCUCCUGAGCAUGGGGGGUCUGCUGGGGAAUCCCCCACAAGAUGCCACGGGGGGAGCGGAGCAGAGGAAGAGGAAGAAGGGAAGCAGAGAAGGAGGAGGAGGGGAGCCCUCGUCUGCCUCCUCCAAAGCCACCUCCUCCUCCCACUCCCACGGCCCCUCCCACACCUCGGACACAAAAGGUGAAAGGACAGAAGGUCAAAGCGGGACCGGGGAUGGCCGUGUCCCCAGUGUCCCUUCCUCCUCCAGUUCCUCUGCCACCACCUCCACCACCACCACCCCACUAAGUGCUUCUGCUGCCCAGGCAGCCUCCAGUCACCCUCUGUCUCUUAACCCCUUGUUACUCUCCAGUAUGCUUUACCCAGGGAUGCAUCUCACUCCAGGCCUUAACCUUCCUGUGUCCACCACACAGCAGCCACACAGUGACUCAAACAGUGACCACAAACCCCACAAGCCCACUAAGACCUCUAAGUCCCUCAAGACUUCCCCCUCAAAACCUCUGUCGCCCAGGAGAACACCAGAGCGUCAGGAAGAGGAGGGUCUUGGUGACAAGGAGGAGGAGGAAUCAGGGGAACAGAAGGAGGAGAACAGUGGUCCAGAAGGCUCGGGGAAGGCGGAGUCAUCUUCAUCAGAGUCUGGGAGCUCUUCUUCAUCAUCUGAUGGGUCAUCAGACUCCAGCGAUGAAGACUGAGCCUUAUGAAUAUAUAAAUAUAUUUAUGUAUCUGUUAGAAAUGUACACACAUAUAUAUAUAUAUUACACAUAUAUAUGGAUUUCCCUGCACUUACAUUGUGAUUUCUUUUCAUGUAAAUACGAAAACUAACAAAAAUGUUGUGUAAUAAAGACUACAAAACUGAAACAAGAAGAACCAUGACCUAGGAGAAACUGAAAUUAAAUUUCAGUGUUUGUUCAAAAAGGUACAAUCUUGUUUUGAGAGACAUUUUGCAUGUCAAACUUUAGUAGAUUUCUGAACUCUGUGAAAUUGUAUUAGGCCAACACACGGUGAUGUACAAUUGCAACAAACUGAGAAAAUAAGUCAAAAUGGCAUUAUUGUAAUUAUCAUGUUGGGAUUUAAUUUCAUUAAAAAAGAGGAAAUAAAUACACGCUCUUUGCUGAGCUGUACUGGUAAUAUAUUUUGGAGUGGGGGGGGAAAGAACUUGAUGAAUAUUUAACUUUCCUUUGUAAAUACUUUUAUAGGUUUUCUUCUUGACACUUACAGUAUACUUUGCGGAUCAUACGUUUGGAAAAGUCAGCAAUAACUCGGGCAGCUAAUGAAUGUCACUGAAGCUGUAGAUCCUUCAUCAGCCAUGUUUCUCACACAAGGGAGGGGUGUUCAGUCUCUGUUCCAAUGUCCACACUAACAUAGUUAUUAGAAUGAAGCAAUGUAUUGGACAUUCAUUCUAAGUAGUAUGCUAGUGUUCAUUUUGGAAUGUAUUCUCCCCUGUCUGUCUCGCACAUCCUACACACUCACACAAUGACACAUAGAUGGUUCUUCUGACACAGGUGCACUUUAGUUUCCCAUAUUACACUCGCUAGCACAUAACCAGUUGGGUCUAUUCCCCUAAGGACUGAAAGGACAGCAAACUGACAGCACGCUGUGCCAAAAUACUGCUCUCGCCAGGACAGAAAAUACACUACUUCUCUGUUGUAGUUCAGCUUCAGGAAGUGGUGUUCAGGACAUGGUACACUUUUGAAGAAAAUUCCACCCUGGGGUUUUUGACUGCAUCGUUACCUCAGCGGGGUAUAGAAGGGAUUGAGUUCACUGCAAAUACAUCCUGUUGUGUGUGUGUGUGUUAGCAAGGCUGGCUCACUCGUCCCCACUGGAAUGUGUGUUCUUCAUGGCAUACUCUUGAGAGCUUCCACUCGCUUAGUCUCUUCCAGCGCCUUGUGUCUGCAAGAGGGACUACCACUCACUGUGUUCUGGCUGUGUGUUUGUUUGCGUGGGCGUUUCUUUCCGUUUUGGCUGAGUCAGUGUGUCCUUCAGGCCCUGUACUGA
Molecule: messenger RNA, 33382 nt
Organism: Coregonus sp. 'balchen'
Lineage: Eukaryota; Metazoa; Chordata; Actinopteri; Salmoniformes; Salmonidae
Source: the annotation of a GenBank genome assembly